GAUGCCCAUUGGUCCAGGAGAGUAGGUUAAACUGAGAAUCGUAUUUUUGUUCCUGUGUCAAAGAAAAGAAGAAAAGAGCAGUUGAUAACCCUAGUUAAGUUUUCAUCAAAGACACUUUGUAAAAGGUUAUUGUAAAAUUUUAUACAUAUCUGACGCCGGAUAGACACCCACACGACUAAGCUAAAACCCUUUCGAAGACAUGAACUCCAAUGUGGAGAAUUUGCCGCCUCAGGUCCUUCGCUUGGUAUACAAAGAGGUCUCAGCUUUAGCAGCAGACCCUCCCGAGGGCAUCAAGAUUUAUCCCAGUGAUGAAGAUAUCACUGAACUGCACACAGCCAUCGAAGGACCGGAGGGAACUCCAUUUGCUGGUGGCAUUUUCCGAAUGCGUCUGGUCCUCGGGAAGGACUUCCCUGCUGUUCCACCCAAGGGGUAUUUCCUGACCAAGAUUUUUCACCCCAACGUGGGUCACAAGGGAGAGAUUUGUGUCAAUGUGCUGAAGAGAGACUGGAAGGCAGAGCUCGGCCUCAGACAUGUCUUACUUACAAUCAAGUGUCUUCUCAUUCAUCCGAAUCCUGAGUCAGCUUUGAAUGAAGAGGCUGGGCGCUUGCUGCUGGAGGACUAUGCAGAGUAUGCCUCCCGUGCUCGUCUGCUCACAGAAAUCCACGCCAUGGGAGGACCCGGUGGGACCUCCGGGGCUCCUCAGGACCCUAACGAUGGUCCACAGCCUAAGAAGCAUGCAGGUGACCCGACUAAGAGAGCGGGAACAGGUGCAGCAGCCGUGGCAGCAGCUCUUGGUAACGGAGCUAAUGGAGCCAGUACCGCCACCACCACCAGCAAUAGCAGCAGCAGUAGUAGCACUAGUAACGUAGUAGGGAAAAAGAAAGCAGAUAAAAAGCGCGCAUUGAGGCGACUCUAAUACCUCAGCUAAAUUCUCAACGUGUGUGUGGGUGUAUGUGUGCGCGAGAGUGUGUGUGUGUGUGUGUGUGUAAAUAUAAAUAUUGAAGUGUGCAGACAAUGUUUUUGUUUGUUUUUUCUGACUCUUUCUACCACCGCCCCAGACUGUCCAUUUUGUACUCAUUAUGUCUUACUCUUUUGCCAACACAAUUGGCUAUUCCUGUUGGCGCUUCAGAUGUAUUUAUUAUUUCCAUACCUAAGGACAUGCUCAAAAAAUGUGUUCCUUUUUUAAAAGAAAGAAGAAAGCUUGUUCACUGCACAUAUACCACCCUGAGUUGUAUUUCAUGUUUUUCCUCGAGCCUGUUCUGGAUGAAUGACACCUGGUUAUGGGCUUCAUAUGCUAAACACAGCAUUUAAUGUCUGUCCAUUAAUGAGCCAUAACUGUAUUAUUGUCUCAGCUAAGCUGUAAGCUUGAUGUCAAAUCUUUCUAAACUUCACCAUGACAUGCUGCUGAGGUGGUACUGUGUACUGCUCAGUCAGGCUCACAGUGAGGAAAUCUGAGCUUAAACCAGGAUGUUGUCUCCUCUGACUGGAUUUAAGCCACUUCAGUCAAAAUCAGGUUUUCAAGUAAUAAUGUCAGGAGUUGGUAAAGGAUUAUGCAUUUGGAUGGGUUCAUUAGUAUGAGAAAUGAUAUUUUGUUAAUGUCACAAUAGUAACAUCUUUGUAGUUAGUAUUUUUCAUAUACAAUUGUGAACUGAAGGAUGGAAAAGGUAUGGAGGGAAUUAGCAGUGGGGUAUUGGAUGUCUUUCAGUGUUUCUUGAUGGAGCCCCAACCUUUUUAUUUUAUUACUUUUUUUUUUUUUUUUUUUUUUCAUUUUUCUACAAUUGUUUCACUGUCCAGUAUUUUCAAAAGUGGUUUUUAAUUUGACAUGUCUACAUUCUGUCUUGUGUGUGUGAAGAUCUAGAUCAGUGGCUGUAAGGGAACAGGGUAGGUUGCCAAGAGUGUGCUUCAUAAAGAAUGAUUCAAUUAUUUUAUUACUAUUAUCAUUAUUAUUAAGCAUACAGUAAUGUGACUAGCUUAAACUACCCCAGCUUCCCUACAAAGCAGUGUGUGCUCUCGACUACCCAGUUCUACCAGCCCUGUGAGUACCAGAGAAGACGCAGUUAGGAAGACUUCCACAUGUUUGAUAGAAUUUUGUCUCUCCACGUGUUGCACUGUUAUGGCAAGAGUUUACCGGGCAGUUUUUUCCUCAGUUUUAAAUGGAUGUGGUCCCUACACUUCCCAACGAAACCCUCCGAAGCGCUGGCUUACUUGGAUGGAAAAAGGUGCCUCUGAAACUCAUGUCAUUGUGCAGGCUGUUGGAUUGGUAUUUUGUGUCCAUUUUAAAUUAUUUAAAUUAAUAAAAAAAUAAAAAAUUAAAUACCAGAGGAGA
Myripristis murdjan (pinecone soldierfish) is the source of this 2326-nucleotide messenger RNA. RefSeq names its product ubiquitin-conjugating enzyme E2S (gene ube2s). The record is from RefSeq and is a predicted model, not a curated record. The coding region runs from base 200 to 916 and encodes 238 amino acids. Lineage: Eukaryota; Metazoa; Chordata; Actinopteri; Holocentriformes; Holocentridae. The transcript is spliced from 4 exons.